CGGCCUUGCGUUUUGGUCAAACCGGCCCAAUUUCUUGCACUCAAUUGCAUCUUCAAAGAGCCCGGGAAUCUCUGCUUUUCCCCACUUUUCAAUUGCCAUCGCCACUUCUCCCCGUUCAAGACCUCCGAUAACCGUACUCAAGCUCCGCCGUGCAAUGGGAAAUCCCUCCGACUCUCCUCCCGCCGACGUCAAAGGCCCCAUCACUCACGUGAUCUUCGACAUGGAUGGCCUCUUGCUCGACACGGAGAACUUCUACACGGAAGUCCAGGAGGUCAUACUGGCGAGAUAUGGCAAAACAUUCGAUUGGAAUCUGAAGCCGAAAAUGAUGGGGAAGAAAGCAAUAGAGGCAGCUCGUGUGUUCGUGGAGGAAACUGGGAUAAGUGAUACUCUCUCGGCUGAGGACUUCAUCGUUGAAAGAGAGGCCAUGUUGAAGAGUAUGUUUCCAAAUAGUGAGCUUAUGCCAGGAGCUAGUCGUUUGAUCGAGCAUCUCCACUCGAAAGGAAUCCCAAUUUGCGUCGCAACUGGGUCUCAUACUCGUCAUUUUGAACUAAAGACAACAAAGCACAGGGAGCUUUUCUCGUUGAUGCAUCACAUUGUUCGAGGAGAUGAUCCAGAAGUUAAAGAAGGAAAGCCAUCACCAGAUAUUUUCCUCGCUGCAUCAAGGAGAUUCGAGGGUGGAACUGUUGACCCCAAAAAUAUUCUUGUUUUUGAAGAUGCUCCUUCAGGUGUUCUUGCUGCUAAGAAUGCUGGAAUGUAUGCAGUAAUGGUUCCUGAUCCUAGGCUCGAUGUCUCUUAUCACGCUGAUGCAGAUCAAGUCAUUAGCUCGUUGUUGGAUUUCAAUCCACAGCCUUGGGGCCUGCCUGCUUUUGAAGACGGGGAGAGCUAAAUGUGGAGAUCCUAUUACUACAUCUCUGCAUGAGACGAUGAACCCGUUUCCUGGAUUACAAUUGGUUAUUCCGCUUGAACGUGACAUCCUGAUUGAUUUCAUGACCUGGCAGUCUGAAUUAUCUUCCUUUAUAUUGGAUUUAUGGCAAACAUUGGGGGGUCUAUUCAUACAUGACUUUGUAAUUUAUUUGAGCAUUAGCUGACAGUAAAUGAAGCUGGAGAGACGUGAUAUCUGAAAUCUGAUU
Messenger RNA from Linum trigynum, 1130 nucleotides. Lineage: Eukaryota; Viridiplantae; Streptophyta; Magnoliopsida; Malpighiales; Linaceae. The record is from the annotation of a GenBank genome assembly.